AUGUGCCUCGCAGAACACAUAUACUACAUCAACUGCGGCUGCUGGGAGGGCCGGCACAUCCGCUGGCAGUGUCCCCGUGGCAGCUUCCGCGGCGCGGGCGCCUGCCCGGACGUCGAGUGCUCCGGCGUGUUCCGCAAAUGGGGCCGUUGCCUCGUCUGCCAGCGGCGCCAGGCCCAGGAGCGGCGACAGCAGCAGCAUGUCCUCGUCACCGGUACCGACAACGACAGCCAUACCGCGGUGGCCCUCCUGCGUGAGCUGCUACUGUCUGCCUCCGCGCAGGGCCCCAGACCGACCAGUGGCACCGAGUGGCAUCGUUGA
This is a messenger RNA of Colletotrichum navitas, 318 nucleotides long. RefSeq lists its product as uncharacterized. The coding region runs from base 1 to 318 and encodes 105 amino acids. NCBI's taxonomy places the organism in Eukaryota, Fungi, Ascomycota, Sordariomycetes, Glomerellales, Glomerellaceae. The transcript has 2 exons. The record is from RefSeq and is a predicted model, not a curated record.